Molecule: messenger RNA, 840 nt
Organism: Dreissena polymorpha
Lineage: Eukaryota; Metazoa; Mollusca; Bivalvia; Myida; Dreissenidae
Exons: 3
Coding region: 1-489 (162 amino acids)
Source: RefSeq, a predicted model, not a curated record
AUGAGUAAUCGUUCCAAGAGGGACACAAACAAGAUCAACUACAAGAAACUGAACGAUUCAGGGAUGGCAGACGUGGGCGAACAUAAUUUAAAAAUAGAAAAGUCGACCGAAGUAACCCAGUUAGAGGCUACAGCAGAAGUACAUGUAAACAAAAAUGGCGUCCUACAGUUGCUCGAGGACGAUGAAAUCGAUGAAGACGAGCUUUCGCACAUGAAGGAAGAAAUUGAAAAUCUAAAGAUACAAGAAGAACAACUGCGCAAAAAACAGGACUUUCAUGAAACAAAAAAGCAGCUGGAAAAACAGAAGGCGAAGAUCGAAUCCCUGAAGGACAGACAGAUGGGUCAACUUGGUGAGGAAUUGAGAGCUUCAAAUAGACGAGCUUUUGCUGAGGGAUCCAGGAAAAAUUUGAAGAUCCAGUGGGAAUCAUUUCUGUUGUUUUGCUUACAUUUUGGAAAUCAGAAUAGACUGAUUCAUUGUGCAGUCAUGUAAAGGCAGUAGGUAAGAAACUGCAUGUUGUCGUUAGAUGUUUAUAUAUGAUCAGUUCUAUAGGUUGUCUGUCAUUGCUGCUUUAGUUUGCACGCUUUAUAUUAUUUCAGUAAUUGAAUGGACACGCUUAUUAUGUGCUAUUGUUUGAUUGUGUUGCUUUUAUUGUAUUGUUUGUUUGUGUGUGUUUGGCAUUAUGUUGGCUUUUGCAUGAAUAUUCUAUGAAUUAUUACAUGUGACUUAUAAUUGUCUUAAAUGAAAUUGUAUGUAUGAUCAAAUUAUCUAUUUGAUUUACAUUACUUCUUGUUCGAAUUGGAAAUUCGAUAAUGAUAAUAUUUGAAUUAAUUUCGCUGUGUU